AUGUUUACAGGGUUGGUAGAAACUAUAGGGACGGUAUUAGAAUAUGUUCCCAAUGAUACCACCUCUUCGGGAGGAAAUGGUGUAUCCAUAACUAUUGGAGAUUGUUCUUCGAUUUUGGUUGAUGUGCAUUUAGGUGAUUCCAUAUCUACUAAUGGGGUAUGUUUGACUGUAACCGAGUUUGAUGAAUCCCGUACUCAGUUCAAAGUUGGGGUUGCACCAGAAACCCUCCGUCGAACGAAUUUAGGUGAUUUAAAGGUGGGUUCUAAAGUGAAUUUGGAACGAGCAGUGACAAGUGAUGUAAGAUUAGGAGGACAUGUUGUUCAAGGGCACGUUGAUACAAUUGCCACUAUUGUUGGUAGAGUCCCCGAUGGGAAUGCGAUUACAUUUACUUUUAGAUUAAGAGAUACGGAAUUCAUCAAUUAUAUUGUUCAUAAAGGAUUCAUCGCCAUUGAUGGUACUUCUUUGACUAUUACCAAUGUUGAUCAUUCUAAAGCAGAAUUCUCGAUUAUGUUGAUUAGUUAUAGUCAAGAAAAGGUUAUCUUAAGUCAAAAGAAUAUUAAUGAUACUGUGAAUAUUGAAGUUGAUUUAAUGGGGAAAUUAAUUGCUAAACAAAUCGAAGUCAAUUUAAGUAACCAAAUUGAUAAUAAAGAUAGUCAAUUAAAUAGAUUAAUUACUGCAUUGGUUGAAAAGAAAGUAAGUGAAUUAAUUAAAUAG
This is a messenger RNA of Hemisphaericaspora subhashii, 714 nucleotides long. RefSeq names its product riboflavin synthase (gene RIB5). Gene Ontology annotation, biological process: riboflavin biosynthetic process. The coding region runs from base 1 to 714 and encodes 237 amino acids. NCBI's taxonomy places the organism in Eukaryota, Fungi, Ascomycota, Pichiomycetes, Serinales, Debaryomycetaceae. Gene Ontology annotation, molecular function: riboflavin synthase activity. The record is from RefSeq and is a predicted model, not a curated record. The transcript has a single exon.